AUGGGAUUCGAGCCCGAGACAUAUUACCUCGGACCCAACAAGCAUUGCCCCAACAAUGACAUGCCAGUCCUGAUCUAUCGCGAUUGUCUGCCCCUACCACUCUCCGAGGCCAAAACAACCGAGUUCCUCGAAUCGCACGCCUGGGAGAAGAAAGGCACCUGGGGACAUAUCGCGUACAGGCAUUUUCAUCCCAAUACGCACGAGUGCUAUGGCAUUUUCCAGGGCGAAUCGAGGAUACUGGUCGGAUGCGGCACGAACGACACCUCGGGCGGCGAGGAGAUCGAGGUGCACGCCGGAGAUGUCAUCGUCCUCCCGGCUGGAACGGGCCAUUGCUGUCUCCAGAGCAGCACCGACUACAGAUACAUUGGCGUUUACCCAGAGGGAGCUCCCAAGUGGCGCAGCGAGCUGGGGAAGAACGAGGUUGGCGACGCCUAUAGACACGAGAUACAAAGUGUGGCAUUGCCGGUGCAGGAUCCUGUCAAUGGGUCAGAGGGACCGUUGUUGAAGUUGUGGACCAAGACGUGA
Molecule: messenger RNA, 525 nt
Organism: Fonsecaea pedrosoi CBS 271.37
Lineage: Eukaryota; Fungi; Ascomycota; Eurotiomycetes; Chaetothyriales; Herpotrichiellaceae
Exons: 3
Coding region: 1-525 (174 amino acids)
Source: RefSeq, a predicted model, not a curated record